UUAUCUUUCAGAAGAAUGGUUUUAUUAUAGGUUAUUAAAGUUAUACCAAGAGACUGUGCGUUCUAUGUUGCCCAAUGUUUUGUUUUAGGCUAUAUAAGGAAUUCAUGUAAGUUUUCCUAGAGCAGUAUUAUUUAGACUCAUCAACAUGGUAAACAUUUUCCCAAUCAUGUUCCCGGCCAAGAUUUCAAGAUCGCUAUGUAUUACCGGUACCAGGGCACAACCAAUUUGUUUUAACGCUAUAAGACAAUCUUCAAACCACUCACUUGUUGCCGAGAAGGAUGUAAGAACAUCCCUAAAAGUCAACAAGAAACCUUCAAAGCCGCCAUUCAUGAAAAAUGUUUUCUUGGGAAUUUAUGAUAAAGACAUGUUAGUUUACCCUGAGUUGGAUAAACCAAGACUGCAAGAGCUAAAGAAGCGCAUGGAACCUGUUAAAAGUUAUUUCAAAAGUAAUGUUAAUCCUGAAAUUCUAUCAUCAUUGAAGAUUAUCCCUAAUGAAAUCAGAGAGAGCUUGAAACAACUUGGACUCUAUGGACAGUCAAUCCCAGAGAGCUAUGGGGGUUCUGAUCAGACAGCCACAGAAACAGCUUAUAUUAAUGAGGUCAUUGGUAACGAUAUUGACAUUGCUUUGACAUUAUACUCCCACAAUUUCCUUGCUACUCAAAGUAUACUUAUGUAUGGAACUGCCCAGCAGAAAGAGAAGUAUCUACCCUUAUUGGCCACAGGAGAGCUCACAGCAGCAUUUUGUAUGUCAGAAAGCAUCAGCAGUUCUGAUCUUGCAUCUUUAUUGACAACGGCUGAGCCCAAUGAAGAUAAUCCAGACAUGUACCUUGUCAACGGUAAGAAGCUAUGGGUUAUUAACGGAGGCAUUGCUAAUUUAUUUAUUGUGUUGGUGAAAUACAACUACAAAUCGCAUCAUGGGAAAAUGGUUCCUCUUGUUCGGUUAAUGAUAGUUGAACGAGAAUAUCCCGGGAUUACAGUAUCUCCACCCAAGGAGCACAUUGGUCUGAAAGCGUCAAAUAUAUGUGAGGUGCACUUUAACAACACUCCUGUUCAUAAAGAAAACUUUAUUGGGAAUGAAAUGCAGGGAUUUGAAAUGUGUACUCAAGUGUUAAGUAGUGGACGGUACAACAUAGGUGCAAUAACAGUUACUUUACUUAAAAACCUACUAAGUACAGCCUGUUCCUUUGUUAUCGAUAGAAGACAGUUUGACAGACAAUUGAUUGAUUGUGAAAGAAUUCAGGAUAAAGUGGUUGAAAUAGCUACUCGUAUUUACACACUAGAGAGUAUGACCUACCUUACAACUGGUAUUCUAGACACCUAUGAAAGUGCUGAUUGUUUGCUCGAACUUGCUAUUAUUAAAAUAUUUAGCUUUACUGAAGGACGAUAUGCUUUGGAUCUUAUUAUGGAAUUAAUGGGAGGCAGAGCGUUUCUUGAGUCUGAGAUUGUUCAGAAAUAUUUUAAAGACUUUCGUACAAUGGAGGUAUUUGAUGGGACAACAGACAUUGCUAAACUGAUGGUAGCACUGCUUGGCCUACAGCACACUGGGAUCACGUUGCAUGAGUCCAACAAGAAAGCAAGAUUUCCAUAUGAUAACGCAGGAUUUGUUUUUAAGCGCUUUUUCGAAAACAGAUUGCAAAUAAAGGAUGAACCAAAGCUCACACUUGGAUUAUUUGAACAGUUACAUCCGUCUUUGACAAUCGCAGCAAAUGAGCUUGAGUAUUGUGUUCACCGUUUACAAUUUGCAGUAAGUGUACUCUUUGAACGUUAUGGUUCUGAAGUAGUUAACCAGCAGAUAGAACUGAUGAGAAUAACUGAUGCAGCUGUUAAAAUAUAUGCAAUGACAGCAGUCCUAGGGAGAUCAUCAAGGUCAUACUGUUUAGGCUUGCGCAAUGGAGAGACGGAAGUGAAAUAUGCCAUGAAAAUCUGUUCUGCUUAUAAAAAAAUUGUUAAACAAGAGAUCAACUAUCUUCUUGAAGGAAUUCCCUCUACAGGUGAUAUUGUUUCUACAAACUAUGGUCCUGAUAUCUUUAGGCAUCAUGGUUAUUACUUGGAGCACCCAUUAGAAAGGACUUAUUAAAUUUCCCUUUUGUGUAAAGCUCUAAAACUAGGCCCUAUUUUUAAUAGUUUUCCUUUAAAAACAAGAAUUUAAAUAAAAUCGUAUUCACAUUUUCCAGUAUAUUUAAAAAAAAAACAUACUAAAUGGGGCAAAAAUGAAUUUUGGUUUCUCCGGUUAUUGUUACAUUAGGCCUAAACCAUAGAUAAAACAUGGGCCCUCCCUUGUGUUGCUUAGUCUAUGCCUAAAUUUAGUUCUGACAAGACCAGUUUUGUUUAAUUUACUUUCUACUUUUUUUUAAAUAGAGUGUAAGGCCUAGGCUAUUUUUAAUCAAUUAAACUAAUAAAACAUCAUUCUUUACAUAAACAUUUAAAAUAAUUAGGCCUAUUAGAAGAUUUACUUAUUUUUUUGUAGGCCAGUGUAAAAUGUUUUGCUGUAGCUCUUAUAUAUUUUUUAAGCCUUUUAGAGAUAUUAUUGAUAGCCUACAUGUCUAUUGUUUUGAGAACUAAGAUUAGGCUACUAUUCUCAGCUUUAAUUUUCUUAAAGAAGUCUUUGUCAUUCACAAAGUGUGAAUUUAGAGUUUUUUUCUUCACUGAAUGUGGUAGUAUAUUUCGACUUCUAGUUUUACUUUGCCCAGUACUUUUCCACAAAGCAUCAACAGCCAAGACUAGGCCUAACUUAUAUCUAUUCCAGAACCUAGGAAUCAUCAUUGUUGGUGGGAUUAAACCUAAGUAAAAGUAGCUGAUAUCUAUUUGGUCUUAAAACAUGUAAAACAUUAUUAAGUACCGGUAGCCUAUAGCCUUUUAGAUAGUGCAGGUAGUCUUUUAUGGUUCUGGUCAGCCUAUUUUAAACUAAGGGUUGGGUCCAUGUCCUAAGCCGGGUUUUGUUCACCAAAAGAGGUGGCAUGCUCUUCAAUAGCCUACUGAGUUUACUAAUGGUGUCUUGGGAGCCCUUUAGCGAUAAUCAAUUUUCUGUAGGUAAUGUUAUUAAUACAAAUAAUAGCCCUUAACAUUGUGGUUUAAGUACAGUAGGCUACCUAACAAUUAAUAUACCUUGAACAAUCCCUGUUAAUUUGUUACCAAAUUUCACGCAAAUCGGUUAGUAUUUAACCCUCCCAGUGUUACUUGACGAAAAUUCGACAAGCAGCACACUUUGUGUAGUGUUACUUGUCGAUUUUUCGACACGCAGACAUCGUUUACGGCGAAGGCUCUAUGACUGACUGAAUCGGAUUGAACUGGAUCGAGUUAGGUAUCGUUCUUUCCGUAAUAUUCUAAGUUUUCUCCAGAGGUCUGUCUCUAAGCGCUAUUCAUUUUAGUUCCGAAAAUAUUGUAGCAGACAGCUGACGUGCGUGUAUUUGUAAACAGCUAGGUUCCCCCGGACCGAUGACUGAUGUGUUUUAUUACGUUUAUCAUUGUUUUAGUGUUAAAAAUCAAAAGUAGUGAUAUACGUGGUGCAUUAUAAGAAGAUUUAAGUGGUUUUGAAGUGCUGGUUGAUGAUCCUGAAGAAGUAGGUAGUGAUAUUGAUGUAAAUUAUCAGCCAGAUUCCUAGCUAUGGUUAGGCUAUGCAUUCUUAGCUAAACGCUAUGUACUGAAAUCAGUUUUUUGCCCAUAACUUAUUUAUUUGCAAAUCUACUUCCUUAUAUUAUUGUAUAUUUGUAAUCCUCAUAAAAUUUAGAACAAAGUGGCUAUUUUCAAAUAUUUAUAGGCCUAUAAUUUAUACAAUUUCAUUGAGCGCGAACUUAUUUUUUUUUUUGAAAAUUUUCGAAAUUAUAUUUUUUUAACCUAAAAAAUUUUUUUUUUGAAAAAAUGUUCCUUAUGUUUUAUAUAUAAUAUUGAAGCCCAUGAUUUUCCAAACAAAAUGGUAUAUAGAACAUUAGAAUUAACAUUGUUUUAAACUUCUCAGAUCCGUUUUAAUAAAACCUUGCAAAUGCGCCAAAAAUAGGUGGACAUUAAGGCCUAAACUAUGGACACUUGGAGGGUUAAAUUUUUUUGCAACAUACAAAUAAGCCAAUGUUUAAUUAACUAAACGUAAUAAAUUAACAGAAAUGUUUAGAUAUACCACAAUACCGCACUGUUUUAGUUGUAUUUGGAAUAUUAAAGAGAAUUACUUGUUGCUAUUGGGGCCCCCCCAAACAUAGCAUAGCCUAAUGUUGCAUAGUCUCCAUUAACAGGAAUAACAAACUUGUAAAUAUAAACAUUAUAAGCUCCAUUAUAAAUUAGUUCAACAGCUGUUUCAGUAUGCCAGGUCUGUGGCAUUGCCACUUUUGUCUAGCCACGGCCUUAUAUUAGAGGAGGCUAUGAAUAAAUACAAUCAAGCUUAUUCAAAUUGAAAAUUAAUUGACCUUAAAUAUAUAUCUGUUAGUCAUCACUUACACUUCAAAUGUUUGUAAAAUUUGCAAAAAUGAUUUCCAUUCAAAAUGUUUUGAAACGGGAAAGUGCCAUGGCCUUCUGACGGCUUAUCCUCCCCACGACAAAACCUACCAAAAUUUAACGUCAUUGAAGUUAUUUCAAAUCGGAAAUGUACGACUAUGGCAUACUAGAUUCAAGUCUGAUCUAAAAUAGGCCUAUAGGCCUGUUACUAAUUUAGUGGGAAUUUAGAACAUAAAAAUCACAGGCGUAAAGGCUACCAAUGUUUAAGCAACUCCACUCGGAGAGAGGGGUGGUCAGCAAUGACAUAAAAUUUCGGACAUAAAAAGCGCCUUUCACAAAUAUCAUUGAGUCUACACUACUCUCAAUUUCCUAGUUAUCUUAUAUCUGUUAGGUAAGCCUAAUCUACAUCUCGACCUUGAUCCUGAAAAUUACAUUCCCAAGCACCUUUCUCUUUAUUUUCAUUCAGAACAAUCUCUAUGCUCUUAAACAUUUUUAUAUGAUCGGGAAUAAAAGAAAGAGACCAUAGGCUGAUUUGUAAAAAAAUUUAAUAACAAUAAUAAAACCACUUGCAAGUGGUAAAACCAGUUUUAUUUUAUAAAACUAAAUCUUUUAUACAACAACAGCAUUUCACAACAGCUAGAAACAUGAUUAAGUCGAUAUUGUCUAUGAAAAUUGUAUUUUUACUUGAUUAACUUUAUAGACAAAAAUACGUACAACAUUUUAAUGAACACAGAUAUAUAAAAGCCUUGAAACGCUGUAACAGUUUUAUCAGUAACUCUCUAUUUUCGUUUUACCUAACAGUAAGGUCUCCAAGCUAUAGUAAGAGUGGCAAGCCUUUCAGGUUCCAAACAAAACAAAUCAGCAGUCUGGGUACGAAACAGAAUUGAACCUGACUUUCUUGUUGCUCAUAGCUUAGAUAUUAAAAUUAAGAAAGCAAUGCUAGGUGAUAAAACAUUUGAAUCAUACAGUAAGUUAAAAUUAUUUCAAAAGUCUAACUUAUUAAAAAGGCAUACAAAAUAUUGCUUUCAUUAAAAUGAAGUUUUAUCAAAACUGAGUUUUGAGGUAGCAUUAAGGUUAGGCACAGAGAAGUAUACAGAGAAAACAUGCUUAUGGAACAACCGUGCGCUUUUAGCUCUGGAAUGGUGUGGCGGAAAUAUAUUAGUACCGAGCAAGGAAGAGCCCAAACGGCUAUUGUUUACAACAGCAGUUGUAGCGCACAGGCUCCUAUAGCGUGAGCGCUGUAAUGGUGAGGAAAAAGAGAGCGGAAAGGAACUUCCAAAAGCUUUUUAACUAGACACGACUUAAGUGUACCAUGAAAUAUUUCCUCUGUAUCUUACUUCUCUGUAGGUUAGGCCUUAUGUGACACAAAAAUAUUGCUUAAUUAAUCAAUCAAAAUAUAUUCUAGCCAUUAAUUUUUUUUAGCUAAUGGCUUAUCACACACUUAUAGUGUUAUUGAAGCUGGGCAUUGUAAUAAGAUCACAGAUAAGCACUACUAAACCUUUACACCCAAACUUGUAGGUUAACACUUCAAAUCCUAUUUUCCCCAUGCAUUUUGAAGAGGUUAACAUGUAAGUGGUUGUAACGCUGUUUACAAUUCACAAUGCCAUUCACCAAACAACUAUUUAUCUUUGCCUAAAUUGUUAUGUCAACCACAAUCUCUGCAAUGUAUUUCACAUUUUAGUUUCAUGCACUGUAGUUUCUUGUUUUAAUGAUUAAUUAUUAUAUAUAAAAUACUUUGUGAACAUCUCAAACAACUAAAUUCAAUGAGUCUGCUUACAGAGAGAAAAGUAUUACUUGUUACAUUUUUAACUGGUCAUCAGUUUUAUUGUAUAAGGCAGAACAUAGUUGUCAUAUAUUGGUUAAGAACACUCAUAUUUCAUGUAACAUACAGGAAUGAUUCAACAUACUACUUCAUGGAAAUGCUGGGAUAAAACAAAUUAUUUAGGUUAUACUUUCCUUUGUCUGUUAAAGAAAACUAUUACCAUUGGUUUGUAUAUACACUACAGUAAUGUAAAAAAUGUAUAUUGCUAACCUAAAUUAAUAAACAUGUUUUCUUUCA
Messenger RNA from Macrosteles quadrilineatus (aster leafhopper), 6481 nucleotides. Its product is annotated as complex I assembly factor ACAD9, mitochondrial-like. The coding region runs from base 146 to 2077 and encodes 643 amino acids. The transcript has a single exon. The record is from RefSeq and is a predicted model, not a curated record. NCBI's taxonomy places the organism in Eukaryota, Metazoa, Arthropoda, Insecta, Hemiptera, Cicadellidae. Gene Ontology annotation, molecular function: flavin adenine dinucleotide binding; acyl-CoA dehydrogenase activity.